CAGAGCUACAAUUGCCACAUCAUGGCUCAAUUUCGAUUGAUAUUCUUGCUGAUUUUCUUGUCUAGCCAAAGUGAAUCGGCCAAGACUUUUUCCAAGGCACGCCUUCAUCUGAUGUGGAAAACUUUCGACUGCUCGGUGAAUCCAAAUUACAUUUCCCAACACAAGUGCUUCAUUUUGGAGCACGACAAAUCUCUGAUCACCUCCGAACUGAACUAUAUAAAGGAUGUACACAAAUUCAAUGCCACCUUCAAGCUUUUCAUGCCCCGAAGGCCCUCGCUACCGUUUCAAAAGGUAAUCGAUGUGAAUGUGGACAUUUGCCAGUUUGCCAAGGGAAACCAUGGCCACCGAUUCAUGACAAUCGUUGUGAAAGCCUUUGGAAAGCAGGGAUCUCAGCUGAAGUGUCCCCAUCCCAAGGGUUUAUACACUUACCCCAAUAUAAACAUUGCCGAAAAUCUGCCGGCUUUUUUGCCGGAGACCGAUUUCAAAAUCGAAAUGAAUUUUUUAAACACCGAUGCGUAUCUGUUCAACACCAGCCUCACUGGAUUCUUGUUCGAUCCGAUAAAAAGGAAGUCAAAGACUACUUAAUGGACGAAAGUAAAAUAAAAUGUGUGCAUUAAAAGCGGC
Messenger RNA from Drosophila biarmipes, 624 nucleotides. RefSeq lists its product as uncharacterized. The record is from RefSeq and is a predicted model, not a curated record. Bases 22 to 585 code for a protein of 187 amino acids. Lineage: Eukaryota; Metazoa; Arthropoda; Insecta; Diptera; Drosophilidae. The transcript has 3 exons.